UCGCAACUAAUCGCCAGAUCGUGCCUCACCAGCAGGAGUUCUGCCCAAGGAGAAAGUUUUAUCUCGGGUUUGUCGAGAAAUUCUUGAUUUGAAAUCAGAAAUCAAAAAUAAUAUCCAUAGGAAUUCGAUGACGUAGGCAUCACCCGAUUUGAUUAUGUCAUCAGAUUGGGAAUCCUUUUGCGCAUGGCGCCUUGAUACCGGUGAUUUUAAUUGUCGUUUUAAAAUUUAUUGACAGUUUAACAAUCUCUGAAAUUCCCCAGGUGACUCUCGAUAGGUAGUUAUCGAUAAUAAUUAAUAAUCUGGUGACAGGCGGUGAUCGAAGGAAAGGACAUCGUUGGAUUUUUGCUACGGCCCUGAGAAAUCUUCCAACAUCGAACUUCAGUCAAAAACUGUCUGGCACGUCGUCGACGUCGACUUUGUCGUCAGAAGGUCUCGGUGUGUCCGAUAAUUAGUCAUUAACGUACGUUUUGAACUGUUGGACAUCCAAGUGCUGAUUUGUUUGUAAUUUUCUCGUGAGGGGGCAAUAAACCGAAAAAUACUUAUUUGGAGACUGGGGCAUGUGGCAACGACCGGAGUCAUCAUCAUCAGGGAUUAUUCAAAAUUCGCGGUUUUGGGGUGUCAAGAUUGACUAGGCGAUUUAUGUGAUAAUUCUGGAAAUGCCGAAGAACUCUGUUGAAAAGAUUAUGGAUAACGAGGUGAUUGAUAAGGUGGUGACGAGUAUUCGGAAUGGAGAUGAGUCACCGAGUCCUAGGGAAAGUUCUCCUGUUCAUCCUUCAAUUUGCAAGGAAGCACCUUUCAGCGAUGAUCCUGAUGCCCUCCUUGAGAGGGAUUUCUGCGAUUACAACACAAAAAUCACUUUAAAAAUGGCGAGAAGUGGAAAAGCUCCAAGACGUGUGAGAGUUUACGCCGAUGGUAUUUAUGAUCUGUUCCACCAGGGACACGCCAGACAGCUGAUGCAGGCGAAGAAUAUUUUUCCAAACGUCUACCUCAUAGUUGGAGUUUGUAACGACGAGCUGACACACGAGAAAAAGGGGCGAACUGUUAUGACCGAUUUAGAGAGGUACGAGGCCGUCAGGCAUUGCCGUUACGUCGACGAAGUCGUUCGUGAUGCACCGUGGGAACUUGACGAAGAAUAUUUAGCAGCCCACAAGAUUGAUUUCGUGGCCCACGACGAUAUUCCUUACUCCUCAGACGACGCAGACGAUGUUUAUGCCAUGAUCAAAGCCAAAGGAAUGUUUGUAGCUACCCAGAGGACCGAGGGUGUCUCCACGUCUGAUAUCGUAGCUCGAAUCGUCAAAGAUUAUGAUAUUUACGUGAGGAGAAAUCUCGCGAGGGGAUACAGCGCCAAAGAACUCAAUGUUUCGUUUCUCAAUGAAAAGAAAUUUCGAAUUCAAAACAAACUGGACGACCUGAAGGACAAAGGAAAACGAGUGAUGGAGAAUAUCGAGGAGAAACGAAUGGACAUGAUAAGCAAAUGGGAGGAGAAAUCGCGGGACUUCAUUGACGCAUUUCUUCUUCUCUUCGGGAGGGAAGGGAGACUGUCCACCAUUUGGAACGAGAGUAAGGGACGCCUCAUGCAGGCACUUUCACCUCCAGCUAGUCCUAAAAGAGCUGGAAGUCCUGAUGGUAGUUGUGGCAGUAAUGAUGAUGAUCAUACCAGUCCACCACCAAAGAAAGCUGGUCGCUACGAAUUUUCUCAACCGAGUCACUAUCUGAGUGAUGACUACAGUGACGAUGAAGAGUCAAAUCUCCACUCGAAAUGAUUUAAAAUAAGUUAAUCAUCUAUUGCAUUCUCCUCUCGUUCAUCCUCGUCACCUGAUCACUCGUGUGAUAAUUUCAGGGCGAACUGAAGCACAAUUAGGUUGACUCAUUAAUUUAUAAUCGAUUGACAUGUACUGUAUUUAAGGAGAAUGAAAAUUCAGUCAACUCCACGAACUGGAAAUGAUUUUUGAUCGAUUGGGAGUUCAAUACCGGAUCUGACUUUGUGAAUUCUGUUUAUUUAUGAUGAUAAUGAUUGUUUCGUUGUUUUUUUUUUUAUUCGAGUGGAUUGUCAAUUUAUUUAUGGAGAUGUGUCUGUGUGAAUUUGGUAUUUAUUUGAGAGGAAGGAGAAACGAGUGUGACAAAGUUAAAUUCAUGAUACCAGCAACGAGUAAAUGAAAAUCUUCAAUAUCUUGAGAUCCACUGGUGGAAUUUCGAUCGAUCGGGGCUUAACUUGAAGCCGGAAAUAAUAUCUAGAAAAUGAAAAUUAAAUCGAUAAUUUUCACUCAACCAAUCUCGAGAUAUCGACGAUCUCAAUUUCGCUUCACACUUUUGUUCAUUUAAUCAUUCUCGUAUUUGUACUGAUUAUCACUUUUGAUUCAUUUUCUGUUGAUUUGAUCCACUUUUUUUCCCACGAGACAUUGAUUUCACUAGAAUUUCUGGAUGUUAUUCACUGUAUGGAGUGCACACCGGCUUUAGAAUGAAUUAUUUCGUUGAUUUAGAAUGAAUUUAUUUCGUUUAUUUAUAACUGAUGAGGACAAUAGCACACUCUCUUUAUUUCUAGGCUAUCUGUUAAUGCUGAUAUUGAAAAUAGUGAAAGUUAACAUUGAGAAUAAAAAUUGUUUUCACGGAAUAAAUUUUUUUAACUCUGAGGAGAUCUGAAUGAUUUUUUUUCUCAAUGCAGAAUUAGAUGGUACGAUUGACCAAUGGUGCCUAAUUUAUGGGUCAAUUAGUGAUCCUAACGUUCAUGCUGACAUACUCAUGAUGAUGAUUGCUGUAAUGAGGUAUUAAUGCACUUGAUGAGAGAUUUUUGGAGAUCACUGGAGUCAGUGGUUAUGCGAUUUCGAGGAGUACAUGAAUUUCAAAAAAAAAAUUCUGUUUAUUUUAAUCUAAAUCUCCAAAUCUACCAGAGAUAUCAAAAUUUUCGUUAUUACCUUUUUUGUAGUCCUCAUUGCGCUCCCCAAAAAUGGUUAUUACACAAAUUUUUAUAGCUCUCGCUGAUUCCGAGAUAUUGGUGAAAGAACGAGCGAAAUUGUUAAGGCGAGUUUUAUUAUUUUGCUAAUGAUUUUAUGGUCGGAUUUUUUACGAGAGAAAUCGAUAAAUUACUGUGGAAAUUAAUUGAAUCAUUAGGUUUUAGUGUUCUGGGGUCGGCGAGGGCGAUUUCGUUUAGAGUGACUUGAAAUUAAAUUCACAGGAAUAAAUCAGCAGCGAAGAGAUGAUAUUUCGGUUUUAAUGGGUAUUGAACUGUCGGUCUCUUCGCUACUGGAAUACUUAUUUAUUGAUCGAACUAUUAGAGCAAUUGAAAUAACGAAUAUAUACCGAGAUCGUUGUUUAAUAUUAAUAUAUAACGACCACAAUAAACAGUGAGCAAAUA
Messenger RNA from Fopius arisanus, 3352 nucleotides. Its product is annotated as choline-phosphate cytidylyltransferase A. The transcript has 10 exons. The coding region runs from base 657 to 1763 and encodes 368 amino acids. Gene Ontology annotation, molecular function: phosphatidylcholine binding; choline-phosphate cytidylyltransferase activity. The record is from RefSeq and is a predicted model, not a curated record. NCBI's taxonomy places the organism in Eukaryota, Metazoa, Arthropoda, Insecta, Hymenoptera, Braconidae. Gene Ontology annotation, biological process: CDP-choline pathway.